Molecule: messenger RNA, 8019 nt
Organism: Sporothrix schenckii 1099-18
Lineage: Eukaryota; Fungi; Ascomycota; Sordariomycetes; Ophiostomatales; Ophiostomataceae
Exons: 6
Coding region: 1-8019 (2672 amino acids)
Biological process (GO): protein deubiquitination
Cellular component (GO): cytosol; nucleus
Molecular function (GO): cysteine-type deubiquitinase activity; cysteine-type endopeptidase activity
Source: RefSeq, a predicted model, not a curated record
AUGGAACGCGAAUCCAGAUCCCCCGAGAUCGAGUCGAACGAAGGUGCUGGCUCUCCCGAAGCAAGCAGCGCCCGGCCUAAUCCUUUCAAAGGCGGCGACGAGAGCUCGCGAAAGCGACGGCGAACCUCCCUCAACGUCGAUUCUCGAAGCCGAUCCGUCGAGUCUGACGCACAAUCUCCACACGAGACCCCGAUAGUCGACACAAUCCACCUUUCCUCCUCCCCGCCUGCCGUCGAGGCCGAACCCGACGACUCUAUAAUGAUCAUGGACUCUGGCCCGGCUCCCUCAUCUCCCCGCACUCCCGAGAGAACUCCCAUACAGAACCCGGGCGACAUAUUACCACCCCCUGGGUUUGAGUCUGAGGCCCGUCAAACCACCGGCCCUUCGCCCCGUGUGACGCUUAGUUUGCGGAAUUCAGCCCCACGGACACUUGACACAAUACCCUCGUCUCCACCAGCGAGUCCGACACCCUCAGGCCGGCCAAGCGCCGAGCACACCAACGACAACAGCAUGGCACCACCAAACGGUCGGAAAGCAGCCGACGGGGCUACCCCUGCUGCCGAUGCCAUGAACGCCACUCUCCCUCUAGCCAACGAAACUACGCAACCUUCUGACACAGACCGCUCUCGGACUACAAGCCCACAAAUAGAAAUCGUCGAUAUAGUUUCUGACGAUGGUGACGCUGGCUUUGGUCCGUCGGCGCCGAAUGUCACCCUGCUCUCGGAAACGACCGGUGUGCCACUCGACGCCAUACCGGACCCCUCAGACGACUUUCCGUACCUUACCAAUGGUGAUGCACCGGCUGAUAUAAUGAUGGUCUUAAUGGGUCCGCUCACGCAAGAUCCAUCGAUAUCGCAUCAACUGCAAACUUGGAUCGAUCAAUACCUUCUCUUUGCCAAGACGUCUCCAUUUGAACGAGUCUACGAGUCAUACACGGUUCAUCGUUCGCUGUGGUUGGCUCUCCCAGACUUAAUAUGGGGCACGCCCAACCUGCGUGCGCCUGGCUUUGGGACUGCCGACUUGGAGACAAGAUUGAAGGUCUUCACGUUCUGUGUAUCCUUUGCACGACUGGCCGCGUUUUUUGUUGAAUUCGAGGUCAAUCUGCUACAGCGUCUCAGUUCGUCGGGGAAUUUACAAUCACGCGAGCAUAUAUCUACCUUCUAUCUGCUGGCUCUGAUUAGCCUGACUAAACGGGACAUUUCGCUUAAGGACGAAGACCGGAUGGAAGUGGCUUUUGAGUCUGAUGACACGUCCGCUAUUUUGGAGCAAUUUUCCUCCUUCCAUCAAACCGAGCGGGGCGGCACGCUUCGCCUCUUGUACCGUCUGCUGGAGUUGCAGGUUCUCAUUAUGCCGACCGACCCCAAAAUUAUUGAGAACUUCUCCCAGGUUUGUGUGAUAGCUGCUUGUGUCACCCGCGAAGCUUAUCGCAAUGUUGCACGUGCGGACCAUGCUCCCUUUGCCCUUGCGGCCGAGAAGGAUGUGCUCGCUCUGGGACGAACCGUUUUUAACACUGCUUCUGCCGCUCUUGAUACCGCCAUUACGAAUCACAUUACUGCUGUGAGCCAAGACAACGCUAGUCAUUGCAUCGCUUCCCUUGGCGACCUGGUCUAUAUCAAUCUCAAGGUCGACGAACAGGAAGCUGUGCGACUUGCCACCAGCAUCGAAGAGCGCUACCCAAUGCCUCUCGAAUGCAUUCCAGACGCAUUUGCUAUGAAGUGGCGCUUCACCAUGUUCUGCCGCCUAAUCAAGAACAGCCAGAUGCAGCUUCGGCUCAUGGCUGUGACUAAUUUAUGUCAAGAGUUGGUCGGUUGCUGGAGGCGAUAUGGUGACCAAGCUCAGGAACACCUGCAGGACGAGUACGUUUUGCGAUAUGUGACGGAUGUUCUCGCCAAUACCGGCGUCGUGGCAUACAUGCUAGGCCCUACGUGUCACCCCGAGAUCACGGCGGAAAGUGGCAAUAUUAUCGGCUUCUUGGCAGUGACCCGAACGUACACCAACGCCCACACCGAUCUCUUUUGGCAGACUGUGACAAACACGCAAAACCCUCGAAUCUCCGAAGCUUUAAUUCGGACCGCAUGUCGCAUUGGCAAUCUGUUUUCAUUCGAGGCUGCGGUUUACUUUUGCCGAGGAUUUUUGGAGGUGCCGAUCGCGUCAUUUACGCCAUCCAUGCGCGAGCUUUGUGAAGUCUUCCUCCGCCACGUAUGCAGCAAAGCACCACAAGAGUCUGAAGCGUCUAUGGAUAGCAUCAUCCCCUUCGAUGUAUGCCUACAGCUGCUGCGUGAAUCGUCCAUCCCGAGUGCGACUGGCCCAGUAGCUUACCCCGAAGUUCAGGGCUUCGCUAUUGGCAAGCUCAGGGAGUGCUUGGCCAGCGUCCCGAUUGACCUCGACCAGCGCCAGAGCCUGUACCAAACAUGCUUGCUGGACCUCACACAGAAGUCGAGAACUACGUUGGGCAGCCUGAGUGCUAUCACGAUCAUAAAUGGGCAUUAUGGAAAUCGCGAUUUAGCGUUCUUGACAGCCGAACAUGACCUGACAAAGUUGAUUGUGGACGAGCUUGAAGACGCUAUUGCAAAAGGACGUACACUUGCUAUUCCGGCGGUGAUCAGCGGGCCAGCAAAUGCGCCUCGUCGCGACAUCAUUUAUUCUGUCGUACUCAACCAUCCCUACACCUUGACCUCUGAGCUCAGUGCCCGGCUUUGGGAUAUGAUGGCUGGUUCUGCGGCCGCCUGCAAAGAAGAUCGCAAUGCCUCCUGGAACAUCUUUAUUAUGUGUCUUCGGCGUGGUAGGCCGCAAGAGAACAACCCGUUCUUGACACAAUGUCUCACCGAAUUUCUACCCGGCCUUGCGCCUGACUGUUUCUGCGAGUCGCUUCUCGAGUUUCUUCGCGAACGGCUCGUUCCUUUAUUGAACGAUAUUGCCUGCAGUCUCUUUGACGUCGCUUCAACUAAGGGUCAGCAAAGCAAGGCAAUUGUGGAUGAAGACAAGAGUAUCGAUCGAAUCACUCUGGAGCAGCUGUGGCGCAUUGUUCUGACUGCACCGCCUAACACGAUUGAGCGCCGCGCCACACACUUUCUCGUCAAGGAUGUGUACAUUGACAGCCAGUGCAUUAGGGCCUUCCCGCUGUACAGGUCUCGGAAGAUCCACUUAGCACUGGUGAGCCGGUGCUUGGAGCAGCUCUCGUCUGCGGCGAAGAACCUGAAGUAUGCCACAACCGAAAAGGCCAUGACCAAAUCUGAAGACGACAACCAUCUUGCGGGACCUACUGAAUCGGCGUCAUUUAUAUACGAGCAAGAGCUCUUGUUUAUCCGAUCUCUCAAGGUUUUGCAGGAAUUCCUUCACCUUUAUCGCGCCAGCUCGCAGUUUUCGACUCCUGAUCUGCGCCCAUUCAUCACGGAUAACCUUAACAGUGUCGCUGGCGAGUCAGCAGAGCUCAAGUACCAGUCGUUUGACGGUGACAGCCAGACAGAGGUUAAGCCUCUGAACAUUGGCCGUCAAAACACAGCCGCAUCCCUGCUAGCGAGUCUGAAAGAAGUCACUGGCUUUGACAACUACCGUAUGUACUAUCGAGGGCAGGCUUUCGCACCCAAGGGCGGCGACAUCUGCCGGUCACUCGAAGAACUACGCAUCCACAACGGCCUCAUUCUGGUAAAGAGAGAUGUCGACCCGGAAGACGAUACGGAAGAGACGUAUGCUGGUGGUUCGCCUGUCGAGUCCGAGAUCCUGAAGCACUUUCACGAACUAUGGGGCUACCUCAGCAUGGAGGAGCAGCUUGCAAGUGAGAUUCAAGAAUUUCUUGUUGAGCUCACCAUAGACGAAGAGUUUUUGCAUCGGUUCGACAAAGAUGGUGUGUCCUACAAGGAUGUUUUCUACAUCGGACAGCCAUACAAAUCCCUCUACACACUGCACGCGUUACGCGAAUAUCUUGUGCUUCGUCACCGAACGGAAUCUGAGGCCGUGACUGUCGUUUCUAGCUCGUGUGAGUCAGAAGAUACGGAAACUCAGAUGAGGACGCCAGACUCGGCAGAUGCCCAACUUCAAGGGCCUGAGUCCGCCGCAGAUACUUCCGCGCCAAAAAACAACGAGCCUCAAGUCACGACAUUGCCGGAAGUUUCCAGUCCAACAACGCCAGCGCUACCUUACCAGUCUGCUCUCGCCCAAGUCACCAACCUCGUGACAUCUGCCCUUUGCGAUCCGAGCGUCACAGAGAUAUCCGCAAAUGCAUGCCUGCAGGUUGAGCUCAAAGCGAAGCUUCUGCAAAUGCUCAAUUUCGCGUUAAGCAGCUCGCAGCUCAACGAAUCGGCGUCCAAGAGCCUCGACGCCAAGCUCUUGAGUCGUCUUAUGGAAAUAUUGUCAGCUGAGUUUCAGAGUCGUCUAGAGAACUCGACGCGCGUUGUCAGACUGGCUUUUAAAGUCAUCAUGAACGCCUGUGCGCUGAGCCGCGAAUUUUGGGAGGCAUUCCGGACCCACGAUAACACACCCUUCCUGACCGAGCAACUUCUUUUGUUGGAUGACCGUCUGGACAUUCGACAACUUGCAGUGGUUCAAAUCGGCAACAGAAUUCGAUCUCAAAAUGCCCUAGUUACCGUGGGAGCGUCUGAUUUCCAAGAAUUUUUCUGGCCAGUGAUUCUGGCAAUUGUGCCAAAGGCUGUUCUUGAGCCGACGAAGUGCGAGGGAGUCUUCAACUUGGCUGACCAGCUAUUCGGUGAUUUACUUGAGGCCAAUUCAUCAACACUAGACAUUCCGGCUUUGUUGAGUUCGAUGGGCGAUCUGAUCCUGACCUGCACAACCUCCGAGGAUGUCACACAGCCGGAGUGUGCCGAUUAUGCCAUGUUUGGGUUGUCUCGACUGUUCAAUUCGAUCUACCGUGCGUCACAGAACCUUGACAUUGUUGGCGCCGUUCCUUCAAGCUUCAUGAACAAACUCUUCUGGAAGCACCUGUUCCCACCGUGGCGUAGCAGUGCCUCGAACAUAGAAGGAUCUUCCGCCUCCUCUAAACUCUCGUAUCCUCGCAUUGUUGUCAGCUCACAGACGAGAGCACUCUUGAUGAAGAUUAUCUCUGAUCUCAUUGAUGACAAUGCAAACCUUCUGCCGAGUAUCAUCCGGAAUUUAGAUCAACUCGUCCCUUGCGAGAAGUCCGAGGAUGAAGAACCUUACCAUUACGAGCUGCCGUCACUGUUCGAUCGAUCAAGGGCCUUGCGUGCCCCCUGCGGCUACGUUGGCUUGCGGAAUCUAUCCAACACGUGUUACUUCAACUCUUUGUUCACACAACUGUUCAUGAAUGUCCCUUUCCGGCAGUUCAUGAUGAAUGUUGAGGUGCGCGAUGAAGGUGACACGCAGAAUCUACUUUUCCAGACUCGCAUAUUGUUCGGUUUCUUGCAGGACAGCAUCCGGCGGUUUGUGGAUACGCAAAUGUGUGUUGGCAGUGUCAAAACAUACGAUGACACCACAAUCGAUAUCCACAACCAAAUGGACGUGGACGAGUUCUACAAUCUCCUCUUUGAUCGGUGGGAGGGACAGCUCCUGUCCGAGGAGGACAAAAAGGCAUUCCGGUCCUUCUUUGGAGGCCAAAUUGUCCAGCAAGUGCGUUCUAAGGAGUGUGAGCAUGUCUCGGAGAGACUUGAGCCUUUUUCAGCUAUCCAGUGCGACAUCAAAGGAAAGACGAGCCUGCAGGAAAGCUUGCGUGCCUACGUGGAAGGUGAAAUCAUGGAAGGCGACAACAAGUACAAUUGCUCGAGUUGUGAUCGACAUGUUGACGCCAUCAAAAGGGCAUGUCUGAAAGAUAUACCAGACCAUCUCAUCUUCCACCUCAAGCGCUUCGACUUCAACCUACGAACGCUUCAGCGCAGCAAGAUCAACGACCGCUUCUCGUUCCCCCAUGAGAUUGACAUGCGCCCAUAUACAAUUGACCAUCUCAGUAAUCCCGAUGAAGAGCAGCUGGCUGAUGUAUUCGAACUUGUCGGUGUCCUAGUCCAUUCGGGCACGGCAGAGUCCGGACAUUACUACUCGUACAUUCGUGAGCGACCUACUUCCAACGAAAACGAGAGCUGGGUGGAAUUCAAUGACGAUAUAGUCAGCACUUGGGACCACUCUCUGAUGGAGUCGAUGUGUUUCGGAGGUACGGUGGACCGGACCGGAAGCCUUUACAGCGUUGAUGCCAACAAUGGGAUCCCGUCGGAAAAAGUUUACAGCGCAUACAUGCUCUUCUACCAGCGGUCUUCCUCGCUGAAGCGAGAGCAAGAUGCGUUGGCUCUGUCGGGCAGGUCCAGCCCGUCCAAGGCCGAGAUCCCAGCAGCACUUUCUGACCAUAUUCAUAACGAGAACACGUCUCUUGUGCGCCGGCACGCGUUGUACGACCCUCAGCACCUGCCAUUUGUUAGCAAGAUGCUCAAUCAUGUUCAGUUUGCUAGGCCAGGUGGCGAAUGCUCGGCGAACCAUAGACUGGAGAACCUGGCCAUCCAGAUGGCUCUCAGUCACCUUGACCAAGUCGCAUCUCGAACUAAGGACACUCCCGACUUCCAAACACUGUUCAAUGGUGUCUCUGCAAUGGGCAAGAAGUGUGCCUUGUGCUCGCUGGCCAUCUUUGACUACUUCGAUUCCCGGCCUGAAAUUCUUAAGCAGAUGGUGCAGCGGAGUUUGGACCCCGAAGUGCGACUUGAAAUGGGCCGUCUGAUUAUUGGGUCUCUUAAGAGCAUCAAAUCGGCUUUCCCCAUUAGCUAUACUUCAUUUGAGGACGAGCCUGAAAUGGAUACCGACGACGACGAACAGAGCGGCGUUGGUGUACUCGGUAAACGCACCGAGUUACAUCGUAGCUCAUCGAUCAUACACAGUGCAGCCUACAUGAUGCAAAUUUUGUGGGAGACUUUUCACCUUGUAUCAAGAUCAUGGAAUGAGGUCUUUGGCUUCAUGUUGGCAUUUGCUAGUAUGGGCCGCGAGGAGGUAGGAAUUUUCCUAGACCUCGAAGGCUUCCGACGCACCAUCUUGACCAUAUCCGCCGACACUGCCUUCCCUCUGGAUCAGCAAUUCUCACGAAUGGUUAUCAUGCUGCAAAGACGAAAUCGACCCCCAUCGUUCGAGAAUGUCAUUGCCCUGUUCGGCACGCUGCUGGUGGGAAUGUACCCAAGCCGCCCGCAACCCCGGACCGAGAGCGAAAUGUACGUCAACGACAAUACGAACCGGUUUUCGUUGGCUAUUAGUGACGCGGAAGGUGACAUUCCCAUGUCCCGCACUGAGUACCUUCUCAUGGGUCGCGACUGGAACCGCGACUUUGGUAAUGUGUUUGUGGACAAGUUAAUUGCCAUUGAUCAAAACCCCCAGGCCACAAAUGCUAUUAUAGCUCACCUGAUGGCGACUCAUCCGGCCAUGGAGGCUAAGGUCUACACUACGCUCAAAGCAAAUGUCUCGUCCAACGCUGCUGCCGCGCCACAAAGUCCGUUCUUACGGGCAACAAUUGUAUUUUUGCAAAAUGCCAAAUCAGAGCCCUUGGCGAGUGGGAUGAUGAAGCACCUCUCUGAGCAAUGCCGUGGUGUGGCGCAUGGAGAGGGUCGGAUGUUCUUUGAGACAUUGCGUGGUCUCUAUCAUGGCAGAACGGCUGCAACUGGCCAGGUCGAUGUGAAGGCAAUCAUCGACGGGCUACGUUACAUUCCCAUAUGGGUCCCCGGUCUGCUGUGUUACUUUGACAUGUCGGUUACUAGUCAUGUCGAGGCGUUCUUGCAAGAGAACAUCUUCUCGUAUGGGCCGAACCCACAAUUUGAAGAGGACGAAGGAGGCCAGGAACGGGCCACAGAGCUGGUGUUGGCGGUGAAGCGGCUUGGUGUCGAGAUGUUCCAGUACAUACAGGUCGCUUUCAUCCAGCGCGAUGCACCAAUCAGCGGUACGGUCGUCGGUGCGGUCCAACGACUAAUGACUGAAUGUGUCCCAUAUUACUCGCAGGCAGAUGGCGAGCCCGAGGACGAGCUAUCUGCUCAAUUCCUCAACCUCAGCACAAGUGCGUAUUCCGUCACCUUGUACGAUCCCGAUUGA